This is a messenger RNA of Carassius auratus (goldfish), 1473 nucleotides long. RefSeq names its product oxysterol-binding protein-related protein 10-like. The record is from RefSeq and is a predicted model, not a curated record. Gene Ontology annotation, cellular component: cytosol; membrane. Bases 181 to 1458 code for a protein of 425 amino acids. Gene Ontology annotation, molecular function: cholesterol binding. The transcript is spliced from 7 exons. NCBI's taxonomy places the organism in Eukaryota, Metazoa, Chordata, Actinopteri, Cypriniformes, Cyprinidae.
CGCGGGAGGGGAGUGACCACACGAUGAUUCCAAUGGAAACACGGAGAAGCCCAUUAAAGAGUCCAAGGCAAGCCUCCUCUCCAUACGAUGAUCUUUUUCAGCAGUAUCUUUGCUUUGCUUUUGAAACUGUGCUUUGGAUUUUGAACCGUCAUAUUGUAUUAUCCAGAGUUUUGAAUAAUCAUGGAAAAAACAUUGAACGUGUCGCAUUCAGGGAGCAGUAAAGGAAAGUGGUCAUUGGAUCUGGGGAAUCCCGCACACAGAGAGGCAAGAAGCGGCUCGUAUAGUCCGGGAACAGGGGCUGUUUCGGACACUCACCCGUCUCAGACCAAAAAACGACACUUGGAAGGGGUUUUGAACAAAUACACCAAUUUACUGCAAGGCUGGCAGCACAGGUACUUUGUGUUGGACCCUGAGCUCGGCCAGCUUCAGUAUUUCAUCAACGAGCACAGUAAGAACCAGAAGCCACGAGGGUCCCUGCCCCUCAUCGGCUCCUCGGUGGCCCCAAGCGACGAGUUUCCCUAUAUGUUCACAGUCUGUGCAGCAAAUGGAGAUUUCUUCAAACUACGGGCCUGUGAUGCACACGAGCAGCAGAUGUGGAUGACCCAGCUUCAGCUGUGUGCCCGUCGCCACUCAGAUGGCAGUGCCAAGGCCUGCACCUCAUCUUCCUCCUCCUCCUGCAACACAUCCUCUUCCUCAUCUGUCGGCCGGACCCGCAGCUUCUCCCUGCACCCGCACCCUGUCCCACAGUGCUCCUCCAUCUCCACCCAAAGACAGACCCCCCAGCAUGGGACUCCUGCCUCUGUCAUCACCAUCACCCACCACAAGUCCCCCACCGCCAGCCAACGGGCCUGCAGCCAGCAUCCUGCAGGACUGCACCAGGUCAAAGAGGUCAUGUCCCAGGCAGAGGGCCAGCAGAAGAACCUGGUGAAUUCUAUCGAGUCGCUGCCUAGCCGCGGGCCGCUGUCCUCCCUCGACCAGGACCUGCUCCUCCUCAAAGCCACGUCUGCAGCCACACUCAGCUGUCUGGGAGAAUGCCUGAGUAUCCUUCAGCACAACGUGUGCCAGGCGGCCCAACACAUCACCCAAAGCCACAUGCAGGGAUCACAUACAGAUAACAUCUGCAAUUGGUCAAGGUCCAAGACUGCCUCAGAAGACCAUGAGAAGAACGGAGAAUUGACACAUAACACCUCAACUGUACAUCAGCACCUCUCUCCACUUCACAGGAACAAAGAACGGCUCAAAGACACAGAGAGCUCCAGCUCAGAAUCGGUGGACUCCAGCGAGGAGAUCACAGACACAGAAGAUAAUGAGGAGGAAGACCUCGGAGUCUUAGAUGACCAGAGGAGCAUCAUCCUCCAUCUGCUGUCUCAACUCAAACUGGGCAUGGACCUCACACGGGUAUGUGUACACGCACACAACACACACACACACACACACUUGCUGUCCCACCCAAACUAAUCAUGAAGUUAAUGG